This is a messenger RNA of Podospora anserina S mat+, 1743 nucleotides long. RefSeq lists its product as uncharacterized. NCBI's taxonomy places the organism in Eukaryota, Fungi, Ascomycota, Sordariomycetes, Sordariales, Podosporaceae. Bases 1 to 1743 code for a protein of 580 amino acids. Gene Ontology annotation, biological process: regulation of DNA-templated transcription. The record is from RefSeq and is a predicted model, not a curated record. The transcript has 5 exons.
AUGCUUAGGGAGCUUCCACCACAGCAGGCUACAUCGCUCCCCCGCCCUGGCCAGGAACAGCUGCCAGGCAAACAGCAUAUGGAACGCACUGCCGACUAUUCAGGUUUGCCAUCGCCUUAUCCUAGUACCGUCGGCGACGCCCAAUCUGAGGCCUCUUCUGUAGAUCCUGCUACGGUUGCAUCAACAACAUAUUCUCAGCAGCCAGAAGUGAGGUCAGCAACCGCGUACCCGGCAGCAGGCACGCCAACUUCUUCAGAGUACAGCGUGUAUCCUCCUCACUCGGCCCGGUCUGCCAACGGCACUUUUCCGGACACCCAUCUCCAGCGUUCCUACCACCCGGCCAGCAACCACCAAGGCAGCAGUGGAGGUAUGGCGCAAACACCAACCAAUCCAUCAAUCGCCGCAGCAAGCCCGACGACGUAUUCUCAUCCGCAAUAUUCGCCCUACGCCGCUCCCCAUCAAGACAUGUCCCACCAAUACGCCCACUCGGGUGUUUACCAGACAAGUCGACCAGAUUGGGCCACCUAUCAGUCCCCUGGCGGGGUUAUGGCCGGAGGCCACCACGCUGUCUUCGCCCCAUCAGCAUCGGCAGCUGCUCAACCACGACCUAAUCAGGUGUACUCAUUCGUGCCAAUUCCGGGCGCGCAACAACAUAAGCGCCCUCGGAGAAGAUAUGAAGAAAUCGAGCGCAUGUAUAAGUGCGGGUGGAAUGGGUGCGAAAAGGCCUAUGGGACACUCAACCAUCUCAAUGCGCAUGUCACCAUGCAGGGUCAUGGAAACAAGAGGACUCCUGAAGAUUCAAGGAAAUACGUAAAGAGUGGAAGGCGCGCAAGAAGGAGGAGGAAGCUCAAAGGAAGGCGGAAGAAGAGCGCCAACGCCAGGCUGCCGCCUCCGCCGCUGCUGCGCAAGGCACGGCGGAUUCCUCCGUCGCCGACGGUGCCCAACCAGCCACCACAUAUUCGGGUUCGAGGGCCGUUCAGCUCCCGCCGAUUGGCUACGGUCCUGCUCAGUACCCUGCCCCUCCUUCGGCGGGCAUGCAGCAGCCCCUUUCCGAGUACCAGAGCGCUGCUCACGUCUACCCCAGCUACUCGCCCCCUACGUACGGUCAAACAUCUCAGCCAAUGUAUAACCAGCACAACGGCGGCCAAAACAACCACUAGAGGGAGGAGGCUUUGCGAUGGAGUGGAGCAGGUUAUGACGAUGGCACAAUGCCACCAUGGAGCUGAAUGCUCGAGAUACUCAUGGCGUCAUGUCUACACUUCGUGCCGUAGAGCCGGUCGAAAGGAAGCGCCGAUAUGGCUUUACUUUGAUUUUUGUGGAGCGUUCACACAAGCUGCCGAUAAUUUUCGAGGUCGGCUGACGAGGAUAGGGGGGCUAGGUUGGUAUCGACAGGUUUGGUCGGAGCGGAGCAUUUACAAAGUCAUGGCUGUCUCGGAGCAUUGGGUUGAAGGUGUUUGUUGUGGUUCUUGUGUUGUUGUUUUUGGCAACCUUCCCGCGCUAAUGUUAUCUUACCAAAACUGUAUACUUUCUGGGAGGGUUGCGAGACCUCUUUUUCAUUUUUCGGUUGUGGAGGAAAUACCCCGGGGAUGGAGAAUGCUUGGUUGGCGGAUGUGUGGAGUUGUCUGUGUCUUGAUUGAAUUCUCGCUUAUUGUUUAUGUCUACAUAUCUAUUCUUCUCUUUCCUGCACAUCAAAUCAAAUUGAGAGCGGGGGGUGUUUUGCGAGUUUGUUUUGCAAGGCUUUGA